AUGACUUCAUUCCCUCUAGCCGGCCUUGCCCUGAAAGACGCCGGACUUCUUCUCGCCAAUCCCUACCUCCCCAUGGAAGCUGGUGUGGCCUACGCCGAAGAUGGCAUGUGCCAUAUUGCCGCAUCGACCUACAUGAAAGGCAGCACCGGUGCAAUGAUAGACUGGUGGUUUGGCUGGAUCCACAACACAGAGCAGUACAAGAUCUGGCAUCCACGCGACCAUGUAUUCUCUGACUGGGAGGGACCCCGCGAGAACAACAGCACAUACAUUGGUGGUCACCAUCUCGUUCAUGAAUAUAUCGGGGAUGAGCUACAGAAGCUGAAAAUUUCAUUCAAAGAUCCAGGCGAAUACUUUGGUUCUCAUUGGAAAGACGCUUUCAAAGAGGCCGGGUACUCCACGGCAGUGUGUGGGCGAUGUGGCAUGUGGGAUGACGAGAUGGGCAAUGUAGUUUAUGUUGGGCACUUGAUCCACUUGAUCAAGGAUGAACCUGAUGGUGUACGAAUGCGCUCUCGCUUUUGGCUGGGGGAUGUCGAUGGAGUUACAGACCCAGAAAUUAGGAAGGCCAAUGUGCCGGAGAAGUUUGCAAUGGGUUUGAUGAAGCAUGCUACUGAAGAGAUGGCUAUCUUGGCUACAGUUCUGCCGGACUUAUAUGCAAAGUACUCAAAGGACUCAGGAGAGAAAGUGUGA
Molecule: messenger RNA, 687 nt
Organism: Penicillium maclennaniae
Lineage: Eukaryota; Fungi; Ascomycota; Eurotiomycetes; Eurotiales; Aspergillaceae
Exons: 1
Coding region: 1-687 (228 amino acids)
Molecular function (GO): hydrolase activity
Source: RefSeq, a predicted model, not a curated record